UGAAUGAAAGGAAGAGACGAAAUGGUGAAUACUAUAUGAUGAGAAAAAAGAAUGAUUUUUGGGAUGACAUAGCUAAUAAAAUAAACAUCCGAUUUGGUACAAACUACAAUGGCAAACAAUGUAGUGAGCAAUUUCGGCAGUUAGUGCGCGACUUCAAU
Molecule: messenger RNA, 158 nt
Organism: Racocetra persica
Lineage: Eukaryota; Fungi; Glomeromycota; Glomeromycetes; Diversisporales; Gigasporaceae
Source: the annotation of a GenBank genome assembly